Molecule: messenger RNA, 1542 nt
Organism: Bactrocera latifrons
Lineage: Eukaryota; Metazoa; Arthropoda; Insecta; Diptera; Tephritidae
Product: trypsin-4-like
Exons: 3
Coding region: 272-1447 (391 amino acids)
Biological process (GO): proteolysis
Molecular function (GO): serine-type endopeptidase activity
Source: RefSeq, a predicted model, not a curated record
UCAAAGAAGUAAGUUGUCUGGUCAGCAACUUUAUUUUUUGGUUUUAACCGAACAAUUUCGGCGGUGGAUUUCAAAGAAAUUUUUCCAUAGGUAGCCAAUACAAUGUAUAUAAUACAAAUUUUGCGAAUAAAUAAAGCGUAACAGCUGCAGGCAGUUCUUUGCGGUUACUAAAAAGUCUUUUAUAUAAUAUUUCUGAAUACCACACGCAUUACUACCAAUUUCGAAGAAUUCAGUUUCUUCAUUUUCCCUUUCUCAGACACUUUGCCAUAAAAUGAAUCGAAAUAUAACGGUUAUCGUUAUUUACUUAUUAUCCCUCUCGCUUACCAAAACAACGCAAGCGCAAUCAAUUGAUGAUUUGCUAAGUAAAAUAUUUUCAACUCCACGACCACAACCACAAACUGAUGUUGAUGGUGGAAAAGCUUGCGGCGUAAACAAAGAGUGCAUUGAGCGUUUCCUUUGCGGUGAAAAUGGUGCAGUGAUAAGAAAUGGUGAAACUCUCAUUGAUAUACGCUUCGGUGAUGAAAAUGCAUGUAACUAUUUGGAAGUGUGCUGUAGUACCGAACAAAAGUUAACGGAACCGAAUGUGCCCAUCAAACCAGCUGAGACCCAAACGGGUUGUGGUUAUCGUAAUCCAAGCGGUGUUGGCUUUAGAAUUACAGGCGAUAAAGAUGGCGAGUCACAGUUUGGUGAAUUUCCUUGGAUGGUUGCCAUUUUGCGUGAUGAGGUAAUUGGUGGUGAGACUUUACAUGUUUACGAAUGCGGUGGGGCCGUAAUUGCGCCAAAUGUCGUCUUGACAGCUGCACAUUGUGCGCAAAAUGCUCAGCCACACUUAUGUACAGUACGGGCCGGUGAGUGGGACACCAAUACCAAACAGGAAGUGUUACCACAUCAAGACGUACGUGUCAAGGAGAUUAUUCGUCAUGAGCGCUACAACAGAGGCACACUCUACAAUGAUGUAGCGCUUUUCAUUUUGGCAACACCCUUCACUUGGGCGGAAAAUGUACGUCCUAUCUGUUUGCCGGAACCGAACGCAAAUUUCGACUAUACACGUUGUUUUGCCACCGGUUGGGGCAAAACGAAGUUUGGCAAAGAAUCCGAUUAUCCGAUAAUUUUAAAGAAAAUCGAACUGCCUACAGUGCCACAUGAUGUUUGUCAAGCAAAUCUACGUAAAACACGUCUGGGGCGAUUUUUCCAAUUACAUCAUAGUUUCAUGUGUGCCGGUGGUGAGGAGGACAAAGAUGCCUGUAAUGGGGAUGGCGGCUCACCAUUAGUAUGUCCGGACCCAAAUAACCCGAAACGUUACUAUCAAGCUGGCAUUGUAGCUUGGGGUAUCGGUUGUGGUGCUAUUAAUGUUCCGGGAGUCUACGCGAAUGUGGCAUAUCUGCGCAAUUGGAUAAAUACGCACCUGGCUGCACGUGGCAUUGAUUUUCAACAUUUCACGAUCUGAGGAGUUGUUUCUGUUUUAAGUUUGGUAAAAAAUUUAUUGAAUGUGAUAUUGAGAAAUACAGAUAUAAAUAAAUAUAUAUAUCAAAUUUGAUCCAA